CCAAGCAAACCAAUUUAAAAAAGGAAAUUUUUCAACUUAACAACAAUAACUUGGGGACACAUCAAAUGACCCAAAAUAGACGAAUCUCAAUGGCUAUUGGGCAUCAACACAUGGACUGUUACAAGCAAUACCACCAUCCACCACAAACGACAUUCAAAUGCAUUAAGAACGUGCAAACGAAAAGGUCUCACUUUGUUCACAAACCAACACAUGCCUUGACAAAACCACUCACAAACUGCACUUAACCAUGCAUAGAGUUCAAGUCGAAGGGAUAAACGAAUGGGCAACCUAGGUCCUCACUAGGGUAUGAUAUGACAUGCAAAACAAGAAUGAAUCACUCACUCUCUUGACCAGUGGGGUCGAGACCAUUUGGUGCAAAACAUGUGCACAAUCAUCAACACUCAGCCCUAUCAUCUCUUCACCAUGGUGGCAACCUCUAAAUGCUAGAGUUCACGAGACAGUUGUCCUCACUAGUUUGUCCGGAGGUCUUAGACAUGGGUUCAGAUGACUAGCAAUUGUCUUGGACAUGGGAAAAAGGCCUUUUGGGUGGUGGAAAACGCAACAUAAGGUCCUACAUCUUCACCCUAAAACCGAAGUUCAUAUGGCUUCAAUUAAGAACCUUCCCUACAAUCAAUGGCCACUAGAAUCGGCCAAAAACACGCUUCCCUUCUUCCAAACAAUUACCAACCACGAAAUUCAUUCAAGCACACCUCCUCAGCUAAUCUUGUUAUCCACAUUUCAAGCAUAGUAGUGAAGGAGGUCAUCUCUUCCUCGACUAAUCUUGUUAUCCACAUUGUAACAAUAAGCCAAGAGUCCUAGCUCUCUUAACCAAUAAAAUUAAGGGUUGCAAGAGCAAUCCCUUGGAACUUAAUCCGGACGUCACCCAAGUUAAAGUGCUAAAUCAAAGUUUGAGGUUUGCCCUAAUUUUCCCUAGGUGGGUGACUCAAUUGGUCAAGGAAUCCAGCCUAUCAAAGCCUCCUAACAAAAAGGGGAAUUCCCUCUACCAUGGUCAAACUGGCAUAGUAAUGAGAAAUGAAGAACACAACCCAAACUUCAUGAAAAUACCUCAAACUUUGCAUUAAACACAAACCCACACACAAAGAGUUCAAUUAAUACAAUCUAUCACAUAUUUCAAGCUAGGGUUCACAACACCCAAGAGAAUAUGUUACACCCCGCUCUUCCCAAAAGUCAAAAUGACUAUUAUACCCUUGGGGAAAUUUGUAAAAUUCCACCAUAAAAUCGAUGGGGACUAAAAAUGUGAACUCUCGGUCCAAACGAGGUGGAGUUUCGACAUAACAUGAGGAAGUUAUGGACGUUAACUGAGUUUUGGAUUAAACUCACACGUAAUUGUGAGAUUCCCAAAAUAUCCUCAAAUUAAUCAAACCCUAAGAACUUUACUCUGCCUCGCCCUAAUAGCAAUUCGCAGCCUUUACUUUUCCACCCACAAGCAACUUGGCAAAAGCGGCCGCCCCUUCAACUCCAACUCGUCCACCACAUCCCUUCUACUAAGAAACCUGCUUGCUUAGGUCGAGAUUGUAGCCACCAUCCCUUGCUGAUUCUCUUCUGAUACCUACACGAGGGCGAGUCAUUCAGUAUCCUUGGCACUCUAACCGACAGGAGGAGACCGCCGGCGCAACCAGGAGCGAGGCCGGGACUUAUGCGAGGUCGGAACGAUACUGUCUACUAUGAGAGUUGCUUCCUCCUCUCUCCUUGUUGUUGCUAUCGCCGCCCUACGGUGGCUGGGGAUAAUCUCCUCGUCAUUGUUGGACGAUGUGGGUGGACAGGCAGUUUCGCUCGAGAAGUCAAGGAAAAAGCGCCGCGCCAUCGGAGAAGGGAGCAAGCUCUUGUCGUGGUAAUGGGUAUUGUUAUCUCCGCUGUGGACUAUCGGAAGCUCCCUCCUACUACGAGAGUUUCUUGCUUAAGCAGGAGGCGAUGCUCUUACGGGGAAUUAAAAUCAAAAGCAUCUACUCUCUCUACUACGAAAGGUGCUAGCUUAAGCAAGCAGGAGGCUCCUGGGAAAUUAGAACCAAAGCGGCGCUACCUACUCCGUCUAUUACGAGAGCUUAAGCAAGCCUAGGCUCCUGGGAAAUUAAAAUCAGAGCGGUGCUAGCGAUUUUUCAUCUGCUUGCGAAGCCACGCCGUAAUCACCCCCACACAGGCAAGCAGGACCAUUAUUCAUUAAGCAUGCAGGAGGCCAUGAUUAAGCAAGCAGGAGGUGUCACUUAACAAAGCAUUAGGUGGCUUGAUCUCUGCACACGGACGGACGACGAGGGGUUGUUAUUGCGAGCGGCGGCCAAUAACGACCAAAGCAAGCUGGUCCAACCAAGUACGAGGGUAAUAUUGGAAGCGAGUAUGGAAACUUUGGAACAAAAUCAUAACCAGUUCUGACGGAAGUAAGGUGAGUGUAAAGGGGGUAAAUUCUACGCCUUACGUAUUCUUUUAAGUAUUAUGAUUUUAAGUAUUUUAGCGAAUUGGUUACCGUUGCUUGGUUAUGUUUAUGAUUUAUUAUUUGUACUUUUCUUGAGCUAUGAUUUGAGGUGAUUUUGUUCCAUUUGAGGUGAUAUGAGGUGAUUUUGUGUUAUUUACCUUAAAGCGUGAUGUUUGAGUUAUUGUUAAAGUUUAAGAAACAAGUUCUUUUUAAGAAGUAACUCACCUUCAAGAAGGUGAAGUCGUUUUAAGUGUUUUUAGUCACUAGCGCUAGUCCGUUGCCAUUUGAGAUUUUCAGAUAGAGCAGCAGUUAUGCUCUUGAGACUUUUAAGAUGAGUAGCAGUUAUGCUCUUGAGAAUCGUGGUGAAGAGCCACCACGAUAAGUUUAAGAUGUUAGGGGAUGAAUCGUUACGACUCCCCUAACUAAGUUUAAGUUUAAGUUUAAGGAAAGCCUUGAUGGCUUCUCAUACGUAUGAGUUGGCAACCGGACUAGCUAGUGAGGGAUCCCCGUGUCAGUCAAGAAUUUAAGUGGAGAUUUGAGUUUUAAGAGUACAGUUUAAAGAGUCAAGAUUUUUAAUAGUGGAGGUACAAAACAACUUCCACUAAGUGAAGUAAAGUGAUCAAGUAUUAAUAAGAUGUUAAACGUAAGGGCGUAGACUGACCCCAUCUCACUCACCAGUUUGGCGAGCUAGAGAAGGAGCUAGAGGAGUAGUUAGUGAGCAGCAAGUUCGAGGGCAGACAGCUAGAGAAGGGCAGUGUAAGCGUCACGGAGGAUGCCUAGUUAAGAUUUUCGGUAGCAGCAACGACAGAGACUACCGGGUUAUUUGCAUUUUAUGAUUAUGAGUAUAGACUGGAGAUCAGAUUGAGAUUUUAAAGUUUGAGUUUAAUUUUCCCACAUGUUAGGGCUUUCCUUUGAACUACAAGUGUGGGUUUUCAGUAUUUUAUUUGUGAAAGUUUUUCCCGCUGCAAUUUAAGAUUUGAGUAUUUUAUUUAUCAAGGGCAUUUUAGUAAAAGUAGUACUCGGGCAGGUUAGGGUGUUACAGAAUAGGUAGGCUAUUUUAUACCUAGGCAAAGGAAAACAAGAUAAAGGAGAGAAAGAACCAUGAAGAGAUAACAAUCUUCCUUCCUCCUUGAUUGAAUCUCACUUGAGAGGUAAGAAUCUUCACUCCUCUAGCUAAGGGCAAGCCCAAUCUCCUUCUUCCUCCUUUGAACAUCACUUUCUCUCUCUAGAAUACGAAGAGGAAGCCCUAAUCUCUCACUAGAAACCCUAAUUUAUUCUAAAAACUAAAACCCUAAUGAAAGCUCCCCCUUCUUUCUCCUUAAGCUCAACUCCCCUUUUAUACCCAGGUCGGCUCAAAUCACGGUCCCAGUUCACGACCGUGAACUCAAGGCGGGUGUAACACCCUAACCCGGCCGGGUACUACUUUUACUAAAAUACCCUUGAUAAAUCGUAAACCCAAAUAAGAACUGAAAAGAGUUGGAAAAAUAGCAAAAGCUUUUCAUAAAAACUUUAACGUUUG
Linum trigynum is the source of this 3947-nucleotide messenger RNA. Lineage: Eukaryota; Viridiplantae; Streptophyta; Magnoliopsida; Malpighiales; Linaceae. The record is from the annotation of a GenBank genome assembly.